AAAAAAGAACUUGGAGAAUGUCUGUCAGCUGAGAGUCAAGAAAAGAAUGUUCACACUGUUCACACCCCUGAAGGUGAAAUAAAGAUAGAUGACUUUGUCAUUUUUGUAUGAGAAAAUAUUUGUUUGAAUUAAAGGAGGCCCAUGUGUAUGACAUUUAUCUGCUGAUAUAAAUUUAAAAAUAUGAAAAGUAACAGACCAUAAUCUUUACUCUCUGUUUUUAAACAGUGACACGUGUACGUCCACCAACGAACACUGUCUCACUUCAGACACUACAGCGUAGAUGUAGAGAAAGAUUUCAGGCUGCCAUGAAGAUUCAUGGAGGAACAAAGUCUAACAAAAGACCUGCACUUGAUGGUCUCUUCCACACUGUUUCUAAAAAAUGCAAAACUAGUGUGCUUGGUGAUUAUAUAUUAUCUAACAGUAAGGUUACGAAUUAUGUCAUUAAGCAAUGUAAGCGAAGGCAGUUGGCAGAAUUUCAAUGUUCAAAAGAUAAUAUAUUGCGAAGUAUAGCUACUUACUACACUUCUGGGGUAAAGGGGAAAAGGAAAUAUCAAGCUGUGAGGCAGGCAUCCUCAAUGAAGUCCAGUAAUUUAAAGAGGGGGGGUAAAACAGCAAUUAAUCUUAUGCCAAACUGCCCCAUAGCAAAACUUAUCACUUACAAUUCUCUUGUAAGUGAAAUUAAAAAGAUUGACAUAGGAAAGGUUUAUUAUAUUGAGGAAGAAUUCUCUACUGACAUAGAUGAUGAAAAUAUUAAUGGGUGCUUUAGAGAUUUACGUGAGUAUUUACCACGGCUAGCAAAAUUUUACUUAAAUAUGCAGGGGAAACGCAAAGGUGCAUUGAAAUGGUUAGGGGAAACAAAGGGUAGGUUUCUUGUUGCAUUUGGGGGAGAUGGAUGUCCUUUUGGUAAAAAUGAAUCUGCUUGUUCAUUCCUUAUUAGUUUUCUGAAUGUAGGAAAGAGACUGGCAUCCAGCAGUGACAAUUUUUUUGUCUUUGGUGCUAAUGUAGAGGAGACGUCUCCUAUUUUAAAAAAGUACUUAAAUUCUGUAUGCAAACAAAUUGUAGAUUUAGAUGGACGUAUAUUUGAAAUUAAUGGUUUAAAAGUGUCAUUUCAUUUUGAGGAGCUUCCCAAUGACAUGAAAUUGCUUGCAAUGCUUGGUGGGGAGCUAAGCAAUUCUGCUACAUUCUUUUCGUCAUUUGCAAAUGGAAACCCUGGGAGUAUUCAAGUAGACUGAAGAUUGUUGAAAAAGUAGAUUCUUUGAAGUCCUCACUGGAUGGGAAACCUUUGUCCAGAAAACAGAAGAGAACUAAAGUAACAGAAUUUAUAGCUCGUCAAAAGAGCCGUCAAGAAUGUCUUCCUUUGGUGGGUAAGUUAAUUAACAAAGCUCAUGUAGAGCCACUUCAUCUCAAAAAUAAUGCUUGGGGGUAUUUUUUCAAAGUAUUGUUAAAGGAGGCAGUGGCCAAAUCCAACAUACCAGCAACCUGCAAAACAUUUGCAGAGGUCCCACAGGAAACCUGUCUAGGGAGAGUGGUCACUGCUCUCAAAUGUGAAGUGAAGGCUGGUCGCUUGGCCAAAAAGGUUCGA
Molecule: messenger RNA, 1582 nt
Organism: Porites lobata
Lineage: Eukaryota; Metazoa; Cnidaria; Anthozoa; Scleractinia; Poritidae
Source: the annotation of a GenBank genome assembly